This is a messenger RNA of Phragmites australis (common reed), 1500 nucleotides long. Its product is annotated as gibberellin 2-beta-dioxygenase 3-like. The record is from RefSeq and is a predicted model, not a curated record. The transcript is spliced from 3 exons. Lineage: Eukaryota; Viridiplantae; Streptophyta; Magnoliopsida; Poales; Poaceae. Bases 208 to 1275 code for a protein of 355 amino acids. Gene Ontology annotation, biological process: response to light stimulus; gibberellin catabolic process.
UGGGAUUCAAUGUAUCAUAUAUACACCUACUCUCAGCUCUCCCAUGCAUAUAUAAAGAGAGGCUACUCCCUUCGUCUCCCUCCCAGUGAAGCCUCCCGAGCUCAAAAGAAAGCCUUCCUCUCAUCCUCUGCUUCCCUCCUCUGUUUCUUUGACAUACAUACACUGUGCAGUGCAGUGCAGUGUGCACCCUGAGUAACGUCUGUAACCAUGGUGGUUCUUGCCAAGGGCGAGCUGGAGCAGAUCGCGCUCCCGGCGAUGCAACGCGCGGCGCCGCCGAUGGCCGCCGUGCCGGAGGUCGACCUGGCUAAGGCCGCGGCAGGGGACGACGGCGCGAGUGGCCGCGCGGCGGCCGCGCGCGCGGUGGCGGCGGCGUGCGAGGAGCACGGGUUCUUCAAGGUGACGGGCCACGGCGUGCCGGCCGCGCUCCUGGCACGCGUGGAAGCCGCGGCCGCCGCGUUCUUCGCGCUCCCGCAGCGGGAGAAGGAGGCGGCCAAGGUGGUGGCGCCUGGCGGCAGCCCGUUCGGGUACGCCAGCAAGCGGAUAGGCGGCAACGGCGACCUCGGGUGGGUCGAGUACCUCCUACUCGGUGUCACCGCCGCCGGCGCCGCCGCGCCAGUGGCGUUGCCCGGCGCGGCAUUGUCUGUGUCCGCGGAGGCGUGGCCCUGCUCUUUCCGUGAUCUUCUGAACGAGUACAUUGCAGCUGUGAGAAGGAUGACAUGCGAGGUGCUAGAGCUGAUGGCGGAAGGGUUGGGUCUCGCCGAGAAAGAUGUGUUCACUAGGUUAGCGAUGGAUAAAGAUAGUGACUCUAUACUAAGGGUCAACCACUAUCCACCGCGUCCCGAGUUAAAGCAGCUGAGGCACAGUAGGUUGAUCGGGUUCGGCGAGCACACCGACCCUCAGAUCAUCUCGGUCCUUUGGUCCAACGACAUAUCAGGGCUAGAGAUCUCGCUGCGUGAUGGCAACUGGGUGUCAGUGCCGUCGGACAAGGAGUCUUUCUUCAUCAACGUUGGCGACACAUUGCAGGUUCUGACGAACGGGAGGUUCCGUAGUGUGCGGCACCGGGUGACCGUGAACAGCGCGCGGUCGCGGGUGUCGGUGAUCUUCUUCGGGGGCCCGCCGCCGCGGGAGAGGCUGGCGCCGCUGCCGGGGCUCGUCGGCGAGGGCGGCCGCCGCCGGUACAGGGAGUUCACGUGGAGGGAGUACAGGACCUCGGCGUACAGGACCAAGCUCGCGGAGAACAGGCUCUGCCACUUCGAGACCGCCGCGACGAGCUGAUACGCUGCUGAUUUCCGACGUGUAGAAAGAAGCCUUUGUGCGUGUGAUUUGAUUUUCCAUUUUAGGUGGUAUAUAAAGGUUUUGUGUUGAUAUAGGCUGCUGGGUAGUUGGUGACGUCGUGUACUGCUGCUCUGUUCCCGUGAGAAUGUAAACGGCCAUGGCUCCGUCAGAAAUGUACGUGCAUUUGGCCGGUUUACGUAUGAAUUUGAACUGUUAAAACUUAAA